UGGGCUCGUGAUAUGAUCACGUGACGCGCGCUGACUCUGUUCUAGUUUCAAGUUGCGACAAGUUUGUAGUUUGUAGCCGUGUGAUCUUCUCCCUUGUAAGGCCUCUGCUACCAUGGCAGAAUUAGGUUUUGUCAUCUCCAUGUCCGUGAUGACCUUAUUUUGGGGCAUAGUUGGAGGAGUGGUGCCCUGGUUUAUCCCCAAAGGACCAAACAGAGGAGUUAUUAUCACAAUGCUGGUGUUAACUUCUGUUUGCUGCUACUUGUUCUGGUUGAUAGCCAUUCUGGCCCAGCUGAACCCACUGUUCGGGCCUUCUCUGUCCACUGAUGCCAUCUGGUACCUGAACUACCACUGGUCUUAAAUGGUCCUGACGGUGCAGACAUUGCUGCAGUGUCAGGGAGUGUCUUCUCUUCAUUUCAUGCUGUGGUUCAACCCCUUUGAAAUGCCUUAAACUCGCAUCCCUGUGUGGCCUUACGGAGUGACGCUCGCACCUGUGCCUUGUACAAAAUACAAUCUCUAAUCUCUUUAAAAAUGUAUCCAUGCUGAGUGUGCCUUAUUGUAAAAAUCCUCAAUAGUUUUUGGUUUGUGUAUGGUAUACUAAUGUUUAGUGCCGCUGUUCAGUGGAAUAAACCUGCAAUUAAAUGUUAUACCUCA
This is a messenger RNA of Phyllopteryx taeniolatus (common seadragon), 651 nucleotides long. RefSeq names its product ATPase H+ transporting V0 subunit e1 (gene atp6v0e1). NCBI's taxonomy places the organism in Eukaryota, Metazoa, Chordata, Actinopteri, Syngnathiformes, Syngnathidae. Gene Ontology annotation, cellular component: proton-transporting V-type ATPase, V0 domain. Gene Ontology annotation, molecular function: proton-transporting ATPase activity, rotational mechanism. The record is from RefSeq and is a predicted model, not a curated record. Gene Ontology annotation, biological process: proton transmembrane transport. Bases 113 to 358 code for a protein of 81 amino acids. The transcript has 4 exons.